Aspergillus neoniger CBS 115656 is the source of this 1983-nucleotide messenger RNA. RefSeq names its product alkaline phosphatase family protein. The record is from RefSeq and is a predicted model, not a curated record. The coding region runs from base 1 to 1983 and encodes 660 amino acids. The transcript has 3 exons. NCBI's taxonomy places the organism in Eukaryota, Fungi, Ascomycota, Eurotiomycetes, Eurotiales, Aspergillaceae.
AUGGUGUCUAUUCCCCGCGUAGCUGCUGCUACGAGCUCCGCGGCCCUCCGAGCGACAGCCUUCUUCUUCCUCCGCUGGAUCCCCGGCCAUCAUUUUCCACCUAUUAUAGUCACAUUUCUAGCUGUUUACCUAGCUUCAUUGGUGUCGCUUGGCCGGCCGAGCGACCAGAGCAAUACCGAUCGGCGCAAGGGCAAUGAGGAUGCUCAACCUGCUUCCAGAUCUCCGCCGCCAACUGAAGGCGUCCUCAAGGUUUUGCUGACUGGGCUGCCGUCCCCCCGACUACCGCUGUCAACGCGUUUGACCGUCCUGAUCAACAUUGUUCUCGCCCUCCUCACCCUAGACUUCGUGGGACGAGGCUUCAUCCUCUAUCCCAGCAAUGACCUUGCUUUCUCUCGUAUUGGCUACGUCUCUCCGACUACCGCGAAUUUGCUGGUCCGCGAACCCGACCCGGCUCAGCUACCCUUGAUUGUAUACUAUCAGCCAACGGAGAAGGACCCCUCGCGAUGGACAGAAGAAGGCGUGAUUUACUCGCUGACGGAUUCGACGGACUUCACAACCACCGUAACUAUCAAGAACCUGGAGCCCUCAUCCGCGUACCGCUAUUCUCUAUCCAACAAUCUGACGGGCUCUUUCGUCACCGCGCCGAUGCCCGGCUCUAAAUCAACCAACCGUUUAAGCUUCCUCACAUCGAGCUGCAUGAAGGCGAAUUUCCCCUACAACCCGCUAUCGCAUCCACUACGCAUCCCGGGACUUGAGAUGAUGACAGAGACGGUCAAUCGACUGCCGUCCCUGCUCCGACCAGCAUUCAUGUUGUUCCUAGGUGAUUUCAUUUACGUCGACGUGCCUCAGCGCUUUGGCUCCUCAAUCUCUCACUACCGUAGCGAGUACCGCCGGGUCUAUUCCUCCCCGUCAUGGAACAAAGCCCAAGAUGGUCUCCCUUGGAUCCACACACUAGAUGACCACGAGAUCGAGAAUGACUGGUCCAAGGGAAACACCACGGCGCCAUAUCCCGCCGCCGCGGAGCCCUACAUCCAUUACCACGUCAGCGCGAACCCUCCCAUCCCGCCAACACCCUUUGCUAAGCCCGAAAACACCACCUAUUUCUCAUUCAUCAAUGGUCCAGCUUCAUUCUUCAUGGUAGACACGCGCACCUACCGUUCCGAGCCUGCCCAACCCAACUCCACUAUCCUCGGCUCCGCACAGCUCCAGUCUCUCCUCGCCUUCCUCGCCCGUCCCGAACCAGCCGAAGUCCGCUGGAAGAUCGUAGCCUCCAGCGUCCCCUUCACCAAGAACUGGCAUGUCGGCACCACCGACACAUGGGGAGGAUUCCUCAACGAACGCCGCACCGUCUUCGAAGCCAUGUGGCGCGCAGAGCGCGAACUCGGCGUCCGCAUCGUCCUCCUCAGCGGGGACCGUCACGAAUUCGGAGCCACGCGCUUCCCAGACCCCGACCUCGACUUCAGCCACGAGGAACUCCUCCCCAACACCGCAGGCGAAGGGCUGCACGAGUUCUGCGUCGGCCCGCUCAACAUGUUCUACCUCCCCAUCCGGACCUACCGUCAGGACGACGACGAAGACGUCGCCAUCAAAUACAUCCCCGACGGAAACACCAAAUACGGUCUUAUCGACAUUGACGUCCAAGAUGAGCUCAUCACCACCUCAACUGGCAAGACCAUCUCCGUUCCCAGCUCUGUCUUCACUUAUUCCCUCUACGUCAAUACCGACCUGAUCUGGAAAUACUCUCUUGCUGUGCCUCUGUCUGGCCAGGAGGCUGUGGUUGCCUCUGCGUCGACCUGGAAACACCCUCGCUUCCCGCCGGGUAAGCUCCUCUUGGAUGAUCGCGAGGAGGAUAGUACGUGGGAUGCAGCUGUCAAGACGGUGAUUGGCCGCGUUGAGGAAACGGUAGGUCGUGUGCGCUCGUUUGUCUUGGAGCAGGCCUAUGGGGUAUUGGAUAGAGUUAGACGGGUGGAGAGGGUGGAUUGA